AUGGCGUCCGCAGGUACCGACAGCAAGAUUCAAGAAUUGCUCGGCAAACCACGAUCAGAACUCACCGAAUAUGAAGUCUCCGUCCUCGAGCAACACGAAUUCUCCGCAGGCCCGCUUUCACUCAUCCAGACCGCUGUGCGACAACACGUCCAGGUGCUGAUCUCAUGCCGCAACAACCGCAAGCUGCUCGCGCGUGUCAAGGCGUUCGAUCGCCACUGCAACAUGAUCCUCGAGAACGUCAAAGAGAUGUGGACGGAGAUCCCACGCCUGCACGACGGCAAGAAGGGUCGCCCGAUCAACAAGGACCGGUUCAUCAGCAAGAUGUUCCUAAGAGGCGACAGUGUGAUUCUCGUCCUACUAAGCACCUGA
Dissoconium aciculare CBS 342.82 is the source of this 369-nucleotide messenger RNA. RefSeq names its product Sm-like ribonucleo protein. The transcript has 3 exons. Lineage: Eukaryota; Fungi; Ascomycota; Dothideomycetes; Mycosphaerellales; Dissoconiaceae. Gene Ontology annotation, molecular function: RNA binding. The record is from RefSeq and is a predicted model, not a curated record. Bases 1 to 369 code for a protein of 122 amino acids. Gene Ontology annotation, biological process: spliceosomal snRNP assembly; RNA splicing. Gene Ontology annotation, cellular component: U5 snRNP; U2 snRNP; precatalytic spliceosome.